AAACUACAGUUCCCAUGAUGAAUGAAAACGCUUCACUGAGAUUUGUUUUUAGCAUGGCCGGGACACAAGUUGCGCGCAAGGAAAAUUUCUUUUAAUAUAUUUUUAUUUUAUUUUUUACAUUAUUUAAAUCUUUUUAAAAGGUUCUCGCGAUCGUCUCGUUUCUCAACAACAAUCGUUUAGAGUCCAAACUGGAGUUGUUGGUGCGAUGCCGCCGGUGCACCGCGACCGAGAGAAGAAGGAGAGCGUGGCAGAGGAGAUGGAGGUAGAAGAUCAGGAACAUGAAGCAUCCAGCUCAGAGGAGGAGGAAUCUGACAGCUCCUCUGUUUCUGAGGAUGGAGACACCUCCGAAAUGGAUGAGGAAGAUUGUGAGCGAAGGAGAACGGAGUGUCUGGAUGAAAUGUCCAACCUGGAGAAACAGUUCAGCAGUCUGAAAGACCAGUUGUACCGAGAGCGACUCAGCCAGGUGAACUGCAAGCUGGCCGAGGUCGAGGCCGGACGGGCUGCAGAAUAUCUCGAUCCCCUAGCGGUACUGCUGGAGAACAUGCAGGUCCGCACUAAAGUGGCAGGUAUUUACAAAGAGCUGUGUCUUGAGUCUGUGAAGAACAAGUACAACUGUGAAACCCAGGCUGCGAUCCAACACUGGGAGAGCGAGAAACGGCUGCUGUUUGAUACGGUGCAGAGUGAGCUGGAGGAGAAAAUCAGAAGACUGGAGGAGGACAGACACAGCAUAGACAUCACAUCAGAGCUGUGGAAUGAUGAGCUGUCUGGGAGGAAGAAAAGACGCGAUGCUUUAAGUCCAGAUAAGAAGAGGAGGCGACCUUCUGUGGUUUCUGGCCCAUAUAUUGUCUAUAUGCUACCGGAUCUGGACAUCCUGGAGGACUGGACAGCUAUCAGAAAGGCUGUAGCCACCUUGGGUCCUCACAGAGUGAAGGUUGACGCUGACAUCUGCGGGUUCCCCUUCAGACCUGACAAAAACAGACCAAUCCUCAACUGCUGAGAAGUCCACAUGCAUGUCUAGAAGCACAUAAGGACCUCAGACGCAUGCAGCAUACAUGGAGACGUACGUGGGACACAAAUAUAAACGUGGCCAUUUAAAACGCCCACAUUUUAAGCCACCAAAUAAGUCUUCUGCAUUAGCGAUCCCCUCAGUUAGACGGGGCUGCUUCGGUUUAAACUCAGGCUUUUACAGAUGCAAGCUGUAAAACUUUAUUACCGGGUUUUCACUAGUUUCUGGGUGUAAAACAAAACAGGAUGAAGCUCGAAGCAAUCCCUAGACAGUUGAAGUCAUGGUGUUUCUUAAAACGUCCACACAGUUAAAAACACACCCACAAACGGUUCUUUGCAUCGUUUGACUACUUUUUUUUUUAAAGUGCAGAAGUAUUUCCAGCUACUCGGUAUGAAUCGGAUCUUUUCUGAGAAGCUGCCCUUCAAAAUAGGAGCAAUAAUAAGUCAAUAGUUGACAGCGUUAGACUUGAAUGUGCAUCCACUUGGUUCAUGGUUUUCAACAGCCUCAAAUUACAGUGUUUUGUUUUCUCUGUUCUUCAAUAAAAUAGUAUUGGAUAGAUUUUCAUAUUUAGUAAACAGUUAAAAAAAUUCCAUCUACAGAUUGGAGAGUUAUUAAUUAGUUAUAAGCUUAUUUUCUGUGCCAUUACUUAUUUUUAUAUCAUGUUCCUAAUCGUAUGACCCUGAUUACAUGUUUGAUGUUUUAGUUACCCCUUAAAAAGCUUUGUUUGAUACAGAAUAAUAAAAAUAACCACAUCAAUCAUUUUUCUUAGUGUGUCAUAGCAGAUCUCAGUGCAGAAUGUUACCACCUACCUCUUUGUUUGUACCAACCUUUGCAUACGAUGAGAGAAAUGUUGAGACAUUUAUCUUUUUUGUCAUCCACCUUUCUUUUAACAUCCUCCAAGUUUUCACCUGAGCCUCAAUAAGGACUGUUUUUUCUUAUUUUUGCAGAUUCAUUUCAUACAUGUGGGGUUUCAUGUUCAUGUGUCAGAUACAGUUGUGUCUUUCCUGAUAAGUCUGUGGAGGGGUUUUACAAAUAAAAGUUUUUACGCGCGUUUA
Messenger RNA from Fundulus heteroclitus (mummichog), 2061 nucleotides. RefSeq names its product BRMS1 like transcriptional repressor a (gene brms1la). The transcript has 9 exons. Gene Ontology annotation, molecular function: histone deacetylase binding. Bases 206 to 997 code for a protein of 263 amino acids. Gene Ontology annotation, biological process: negative regulation of transcription by RNA polymerase II. Lineage: Eukaryota; Metazoa; Chordata; Actinopteri; Cyprinodontiformes; Fundulidae. The record is from RefSeq and is a predicted model, not a curated record. Gene Ontology annotation, cellular component: Sin3-type complex.